Messenger RNA from Penicillium odoratum, 270 nucleotides. Its product is annotated as acyl-CoA-binding protein. The record is from RefSeq and is a predicted model, not a curated record. The transcript is spliced from 3 exons. Gene Ontology annotation, biological process: fatty acid metabolic process. NCBI's taxonomy places the organism in Eukaryota, Fungi, Ascomycota, Eurotiomycetes, Eurotiales, Aspergillaceae. The coding region runs from base 1 to 270 and encodes 89 amino acids. Gene Ontology annotation, molecular function: fatty-acyl-CoA binding.
AUGUCUACCAUCGAUGAGCAGUUCGAUCAAGCGGCUCUUGACGUCAAGAACCUCAAGGCCAAGCCAACAAACGAUGAGCUGUUAGAGCUUUACGCACUCUUCAAGCAGGCAACGACCGGUGACGUGAACACAACUCGGCCUGGUGCUUUUGAUUUCAAGGAGAAGUACAAGUGGGAUUCAUGGGAGAAGAAGAAGGGCAUGACCCAGGAGGAAGCCAAGGAGGCAUACGUUAAGCUCGUCGAGGAGCUGAAGGCCAAGCAUGGAUUCUAG